Messenger RNA from Aureobasidium musti, 4296 nucleotides. Lineage: Eukaryota; Fungi; Ascomycota; Dothideomycetes; Dothideales; Saccotheciaceae. The record is from the annotation of a GenBank genome assembly.
AUGGUCUCUGACCAAGAUGGCAACCCCAUUGGCAAGCUUGCUGAGGGUGAUGCUGAGGAUCUUGCUGGCUACCCAAUUGGCGAUGACGGCGAAAUUCUCGAUGAUGAUGGCGAUCUCGUCGGACGUGUCGAGCUUCUUCCCGAGCAGGUCAAGAAGCAGAUGGCCGACCUCAAGAGCAAGGGUGAACUCCCCAAGGGUGCUGAAAACUUCGUCGGCGACCUUCCCGAUACCGAUGAUGUUGAGAAGCCCAACCUCAGCAUCUUCAAGGGUCUCACCUGCGACCCCACUGGUAACAUCUUCAACGACGAGGGUGACACUAUCGGUCAGGUCACCGACGGCGACCCGCAAGAGCUCAUGAAUGCCACUCUGAACGAGUACGGCGAGUUCAUCGAUGAUGACGGCAAUGUCAUUGGCCAUGCCGACGUCCACCCCGAUGCACCAGAGGACAUCUACGACCAAAUCCAGCAGGCUGCUGACGAUGCUCAAGAUGCCGCCGAAGAUACUGGCGAUGCGGCUGACAAAGUCGACCAGGCUGCUGACAAGGCCGAUGACGCUGCCGACAAGGUCGACGACGCUGCCGAUGAUGUCAAGGAUGCAGCUCAGGACAUCGAGGACGAGCUCCCUGGCAUUGAGGCCCUGCAAGGCAGAGAACUCAACGAAGCCGGUGAAGUUGUUGACGACCAAGGCGAGGUUCUUGGCCAGAUCGACGACGAUUCCCUCAAGGAGAAGCUCGAGUCUGGCGAACUCAAGGCCGAAGACCUCAAGAUCAACGAGGAUGGCGAAGUCGUCGACGCUGACGACAACGUCCUCGGCAAGGUUGGUCUCGCAGAAGGCGCCGCCGAAAAGCUUGGUGGUCGUCUUCCUUCCCUCGACCUCCGCAUUCUUGAUGGCAGAAAGGUCAACAAGAAGGGCAAGAUCCUUGACGAUGAAGGUGACGAGAUCGGCGAGCUCUCUGAGGGCGAUCCCAAGGAGUGCGCCGGCAAGAAGGUUAACGACAAGGGUGAGGUUCUUGACCAGAAUGGCAAGGUCAUUGGUAAGGUCUCCGUCGUUCCUGGCGAGGCUGCUGAGAACGCUACCAAGGAACUUCAGACCGAGCUUGGUGAGAACGUUCCUGAUGAGGAGCAGGGUGAGGAUGAGGAGCAAGCUGAUGAGGAAGAAGAGCCUCAAGGUCCUCAGUUCAAGAUCCCUGACCUCGACGUCCUCGAAGGCCUCAAGGUCAACAAGAAGGGCAAGAUCCUCAACGAAGAUGGUGAGGAGAUUGGCGAACUUACCUCUGGCGAACUCAGCGAAUGCGCUGGCAAGAAGGUCAACGACAAGGGUGAGGUCCUCGACGAAGAGGGCAACACCAUUGGCCGCGUCAAGGCUCUGCCUCAAGAGGUUCCCCAGGAGGAGCUCGAACAAGCCGAGGAGGCUGCCGACAAGGCUGAAGAUGCUCAAGACGCUGCAGAAGAUGCCGCCGAAGAUGCAGAGAACGCUGAGGAGGGCGCCGAGGGUGCUGAGGAGGGUGCCGAGGGUGCUGAGGAAGGCGCCGAGGACGCUGCCGAAGACGCCGAGUCCAACCUACCUCCUCUGUCUGUCCUUGAGGGUCUGACGGUCAACAAGUCUGGCAACAUUGUCGACUCCAACGGUACUGUCGUCGGUGAGCUUACCGAAGGUGACGCCAAGAAGCUCUCGAAGUCCGGUGUCAAGUGCGAUGACCAAGGUCAGUUCUGGGAUGACAAGGGGCAUGUCAUUGGCCGUGCCAAGACUGUCCCUCUCGAGGAAGACGAGGAGUCUCCUUUCGCUGGUCUCGAUGGCCUGAUUGUCGUCAAGGACGGUUGGGUCGAGGAUGAGAACGGCAACCGCGUUGGUCAGCUCGUCGAGGGCGAUGCCAAGAAGCUUGUCGGUCGUGCUGUCGAUGAGGACGGUGAUAUUCUCGACAAGAAGGGUUCAGUCGUUGGUCACGCCGAACGCUACGAGGACCCCGAUCAGGAGCCCGAGCCUGAAGAGGAACCCGUCGACCUUUCUUCACUCAAUGGCAAGACCUUGAACAAGGCUGGCUUCGUCAUUGGCGAUGAAGGUGUACCUGUCGCUCGCCUGGUCGAGGGCAAGGCCAAGGAACUCGCUGGCAAGAAGCUCGAUGACCAAGGUCAGAUCUGGAACGACUCAGGCAAGGUCAUUGGCCGCGUCGAGAUGAUCCCCGAGGAUGAGCGCGAGUCCAAGCCUGAUGGUCCUUUCGCUGGUCUCCAAGGUCUUCGCGUUGUUGCUGACGGCAAGGUCGCCGACGAGGACGAGAACAUCGUUGGUGAGAUUACUGAGGGCAACGCUAAGCGCCUGAUCGGUCUUGCUGUCGACGAGGAUGGCGAUGUCAUGGACAGAUAUGGCAACGUCAAGGGCCAUGCCGAACCUCUUGCAGAGGAGGAGGAGGAAGGUCCCGUCGACAACUCCCUGCUCAGUGGCAAGAAGCUGAACAAGCAAGGAUUCGUUGUUGACGAGAAGGGUAUUCCUGUUGGUAAGCUCCUCGAAGGCAACGUUAAGGAGCUUGCUGGCCGUCUUUGCGACGAGAACGGUGACAUCCACAACGACACUGGAAAGGUUGUCGGACACUGCGAAGUUCUUCCUGAGAACGAGCGUGUCUCCAGAGCCGAGGGUCCCUUCGCUGGCCAUGAGGGUCUUCGUGUCAACAAGGAGGGUUUCGUUGUUGAUUCCGAGGACAACGUUGUCGGAAAGGUCACCGAAGGUGAUGUGAAGAAGCUUGUCGGCCUCCAGGUUGACGAGGAUGGUGACAUCAACGACAAGUACGGCAACGCAAAGGGCCACGCUGAGCCUUACGAAGAAGAGGAAGCUGCCCCUGUCGACAACUCGAUCCUCGAUGGCAAGAAGCUGAACAAGCAAGGAUUCGUCGUCAACGAAGAUGGCAUUCCCCUUGGUAAGCUUGUCGAAGGUAAUGUCAAGGAGCUUGCCGGUCGCCGCUGCGACGAAGAAGGCAAGAUCCAUGGCGAUACCGGCAAGGUCGUUGGUCGUUGUGAGAUUCUCCCUGAGAACGAACGUGUUGCUAGACCUGAGGGUCCCUUCGCCGGACUCGAAGGCCUCCACGUCAACAAGGAGGGUUACGUUGAGGAUGCCGAGGGUAACCGUGUCGGUAUCAUCACCGAAGGCAACGUCAAGCGUCUCGUAGGCCUUUCUGUCGAUGAGGAUGGUGACAUCAGCGACAAAUACGGAAACACCAAGGGCCACGCUGAGCCUUGGGAGGAAGAGGAACAGACCGCCGAAGACCUCUCCGCCCUUGCUGGCUGCACUGUCAACAAGGCUGGUAACGUCGUCGACUCUUCCGGUACUAUCAUUGGACGUGUCUCCGAAGGCGACCCAUCUACCAUGGUCGGCAAGAAGGUCGAUGGUCAGGGCCAGAUCUGGGACAACGCCGGAAAUGUCAUUGGCAAGGCCGAGCUCGCCAAGGGCGCCGACACCAAGGCUGAAGGACCUUUCGCUGGGUUCGACAGCAUCACUGUCAACAAGGAGGGAUACGUUGUUACUCCUGAUGGUGGCAUCGUUGGCCGCGUUACCGAAGGCGACGUCAAGAAGCUUGUCGCUCACAAGGUCGACGAAGAUGGUGAAAUCCAAGACAAGAACGGUAACCUCAUCGGUAAGGCCGAGAGAUGGGAGCCUGAAGAGAAGGAGAGAAAGAUCAACCCCAUGUCCGGUCGCCGUGUCAACAAGGAGGGUGAAGUCCGUGACGAGAACGGCGAUGUCAUGGGCAGACUUACCGCUGGUGACCUCGGACACUGCGUCGGUCUUGAGGUUGAUGACAAUGGAUACGUCGUUGACAAUGAUGGCAACAAGGUCGGUGAGGUCACUCUCAUCGGAAACAUCAUUGAAGACGAGGAGAUUCCUGAGGAGGAGCUCACCGAGGAAGAGAAGGAAGAGCGCCGCAAGAGAGAGGAGGAACGCCAGAUCGCUGAGAAGAUGGGCACCAUCUGCACUCAGACACUCGAGAGAGUCCAGCCCAUCUGCAAGCAGAUCACCGAUGUAAGUGCUUACCUAUUCCACUGCCUCACUGGAACCAUUACUGACCUACCGUUUCUCUACAGCACAUCGAAGCCGCCGACCGUACCCCACGUGAAGAGUUGGACGAGGAAGAUUUGGUCAACAAGGUUAAGCCUCUUAUCGAAGAGGGUGGUCGUAUCCUGCAAGAAUGCAACGGCUCUCUGCGUGGCCUCGACCCCGACGGUCACAUCGCCGCUCAAGCCAAGGGCCGUGCCGGCACCAAGGAGGCCACUCCCGAGGAGUACCGCCUGGCCGAUACUCUCAAGGAGUUGA